Messenger RNA from Cannabis sativa, 1748 nucleotides. Its product is annotated as cytochrome b-c1 complex subunit 6-1, mitochondrial. NCBI's taxonomy places the organism in Eukaryota, Viridiplantae, Streptophyta, Magnoliopsida, Rosales, Cannabaceae. The transcript is spliced from 7 exons. Gene Ontology annotation, biological process: mitochondrial electron transport, ubiquinol to cytochrome c. The coding region runs from base 1299 to 1508 and encodes 69 amino acids. The record is from RefSeq and is a predicted model, not a curated record.
CUUGUCUAACACCAAAUGUGGCUCUUAAUUUUUCAAAGAACCAUUCCCAUGAGAUAUUAUUUUUCGAAUCUGCCACACAAAAAGCUAAUGGGAAUGUUUUACUUGCUGCAUCUUGUGCACUAGCUGUUAGUAGUGUCCCCUCAUAUGAAGCUUUGAGAAAAGUUUCGUCUACUACUAUUAUAGGUUUGUAUUUUUUCCAUGCUUUCACUGAAGCGUUUUGUGCCAUGAAGCAAAACAAGAAAUUGUUGUUUUCUUCAGUUUCAAUGUGUACUACAGAUCAUGGGUUUGUUUUUUGAAGCAUAUAGAAAUAACUAGGCAACAACUGAUAAGACUCCUUUGCUUUUUCUCUAACUAUGUUUAGAGCAUGUUCCCUACUCCUCCAUGCCUUCAUGUAAUUCAUUUAUAACCCAUAUUUUCAUUCAUCUCAAAUCUAAUAUCUGCUGGUGUAGUUGUUAUUUUUAUGUUCAAAAACUUGUAUUUAACACAGUCCCUUAUUAUCUUUGUUGAAGCUUGCAUUUGAUCUCCAAAUUUGAUGCUUAGUGCAAGUGUAUUUUUCAUUGUAUUUCCUUACUAUGAAAUUCUCUGUUGCCCCAUUCCUUGAAGCUCUUAGUGACCAUUUGCAAUCUUUAUCCACAACUUAAUUUAAAAUUCCUUUGUGCAAGAUUUUUUCACCUUGUAUUAAAAUUAUUGUUUUAUUGCAAAGUAGCUAAGGACGUUCUUCAAAGUUUCCUUAUCUUUGUACAUUUGCCCUUUCUCAAUUUCUGGAUGUUGUUUAUCUGUGAUGACAAAUGCUUCUUCAUCGUGGCUUUCUUGUUGAUCAUUUGUCUAUCUUGUUAGUUGAGCUACCAUUUCUGCAGUAAUAUUUUUGCAUAGUCAACAAAGUCAAAUCCAUCAUUAUCUUCUAUUUUGUUUUCUUUUUGUUGAUGCAUGUGUUGGUGUUUCCCCUGACUGAAUUCCAUAUUCAAGCAUGUGGACUUCAUGUCGUGUGUUAACCUCAGUUAAAAAAGGCUUUCAUCAUUCGUGAUCUUUAACGCUGGAUAUCCAAACUGUAUCUGAAACGGCAUUUGUAGGCCCAUGAAGGCGAGGCCCAAUUACAGUGUUGAGGGGAGGAAUGAUUGAUGGGAGACAAGACCUCUCUUCUAAACUCAGCCGAAAGAAAAACCUAUUCUUCUGUCUUCUCUCUCCUUCCUUCGCUCUCCAUCUUCAACUGGUUGAGAUUCGUUGUGGACUUUUUCCGAGCCAGGUAACUCGGCAGCCUCAUCCGUGCUGUGUUGUGUUCCUCGUCUUAUCUAUCCACAAUGGCGGAUGAUGAACCUGUUGAUCCAAAGAAGUAUCUUGAGGAGUCAUGCAAGCCAAAGUGUGUGAAGCCAUUACUUGAAUACCAGGCAUGUGUUAAAAGGAUCCAAGGCGAUGAUUCUGGCCACAAGCACUGUACCGGGCAAUAUUUUGAUUACUGGUCUUGUGUUGACAAAUGUGUGGCACUGAAACUAUUUCCGAAACUGAAGUAAUGGGGGAGUUUAUAUUCUGUGAUGAACAUUUGCCAUUUUUCUUUCUCUUUUCAAUUUCAAGAAACUGUUUUCUUGAGCAGUUGAUUUUGUUCCCUGGCUUAGAGACAUGCCUGAAUGGUUUUCUUCCAGAGGACUGCAUUUUUUCUCAACAAAGUAGAGAUUUGAAAAAUAAUUAAUAAAAGGAAUCCUCAAUGUUAGUCUGACCAAUACAACAAGGCAAAUUUAUACUUUUGUUUUAUA